AUGGGCGAAAUUUCAAUCGUUAGCCCAAAAAGUGUAACCUUAGCCCUCCGUCGAGGAAGGUUUCAAAAGAUAAAAGAGACGGUGCGAUUGCUACUGUCGAAGAUAAAGAUGUCUAGAAUACCGCAGAUGAUACUGGUGUCAAUGAAGGCUGCCGUGCACAGACAAUGA
Plasmopara halstedii is the source of this 168-nucleotide messenger RNA. RefSeq lists its product as uncharacterized. The record is from RefSeq and is a predicted model, not a curated record. The transcript is spliced from 2 exons. Bases 1 to 168 code for a protein of 55 amino acids. Lineage: Eukaryota; Oomycota; Peronosporomycetes; Peronosporales; Peronosporaceae.